Nicrophorus vespilloides is the source of this 1939-nucleotide messenger RNA. Its product is annotated as laccase-4-like. Gene Ontology annotation, biological process: iron ion transport. Gene Ontology annotation, molecular function: copper ion binding; oxidoreductase activity. The coding region runs from base 195 to 1934 and encodes 579 amino acids. The record is from RefSeq and is a predicted model, not a curated record. NCBI's taxonomy places the organism in Eukaryota, Metazoa, Arthropoda, Insecta, Coleoptera, Silphidae. Gene Ontology annotation, cellular component: plasma membrane. The transcript is spliced from 6 exons.
AAUAAUUGACCUCAGGCGUGUUUUGAAAUCGCGGAAGUCGUGACACCAAAGGUCGACCGGUUUGCGUUCACCUCCGAAUCAAAAUCAUAUACAAUUAGAACAAAGAACUUUGAUGUAAAUGUAAAAUGUAAUUGAAUCGUGAAGUGCUACUGUUGUUCUUGUUUUUUCUUCUGUGUUAUAUUUGGGAUUUAAUUAUGUACGCAGCCGAAAGUUUUUUAUUAAGGACUUCCAUAGUUUUGGGAUUAGUUGCAGCUGUUGUUACUAUUUUGUAUUUAUCGCCUAUGCCAGAUCAGUUCUUCAAAAGCUGUGAUCGUCCUUGCCAUGAACUGGAUUGGCCGAUGAUUUGUCGCGUGAAGCUGAACAUAGACUCUUACAAAUCAUCCAAAAGUAAUUGCCUGAACAAAACUGAUUGUGAUGAUUGGCCUAAAGACACCCAAUACGGCUUUUCUUUAGCGAAUAAUUUAGUCCAUGGUCCAUCGAUCCACGUCUGCGAGAACGACGUGUUAAUAGUUGAUGUAGUGAACAGAUUGCCUGGAAAUGCGAUCUCAAUCCAUUGGCGCGGUCAGAAGCAGACGGAAUCUCCUUUCAUGGAUGGAGUUCCUAUGGUCACCCAAUGUCCCAUCAACAGUUACACCACGUUUCAGUACAGAUUCAGAGCUGCAUCAGCUGGUACACAUCUAUGGCACGCGCACGCUAGAUCCGAAUUGGCACAAGGCAUCUUCGGAGCUUUGGUGGUGAGAAAAGCAGCGAAACUCGAUAAGCAGAGGAAGCUGUACGACUUUGACGACAAAUCCCAUCUGAUCGUGAUCUCUCAAACUCAAGAUUUAAGCACGAACUCGAGAAAACUAUUAGUUAAUGGUAAAUCUUCAGAUGAAGAGUUUAAAGUGAAACGUGGGAAACGCUAUAGGUUUAGGGUGGCUUUCGGAGGUGGCAUCAACAUCUGCCCUGUGACUGUAUCCAUCGAGGAUCAUCUUAUGAAGAUCAUCUCAUUAGAUGGUACACCCAUUCAUCCGAACGAGGUUAAAUCUUUUACCUUAACCAAAGGAGAGAGACUAGAUUUCGUUAUUAAAGCUUCGAAGAGUGCGGGUCGUUACAAGAUCAAAGCUGAGGGACAUUGCACUUCCACAGUCGAAGCAUUUUUGCGGUACAAUGAUGAAGGCUUUUAUCAUAGAGAAGACGAAUCGGAUGUUGGAAUGGAGAUGCGAGGAUUCACGACUGGGCUGUGUGAAAGCCGGAUAGGUCAAGUGUGCUUGAACGACGUGCAGGCAGUGAAAAAGUUACCCAAAGUGCUUAGGCACGACGCGGAUAAAACCAUCUACCUUCCGUUCGAUUAUGCACUUCUUGAGUCGCAAAAAGAUUUCGAGAAGAUCUAUCGCAUGGGAAACAUCACGUUCACGUAUCCACCAUCCCCUCUGCUGACCCAAUACGAAGACGUCCAGACGGAUUCCAUAUGCAGCACCGAGCAGAUGCCAAAGAGAUGCAAAUCGCAGGAAAUCUGCGAAUGCGUUCACGUUGAGAGCGUGCCGCUCGGAUCCACCGUCGAACUGGUUCUAAUAAGCAGAGGAGCCGAUCCCAUUGAAAGCGUGUUCCAUUUGCAUGGAUACAGCUUCUACGUGCUCGCAUCCAGAACGUUCAAGAGGCCGCUCUCGUUGGAGGAAGUCAAAGAGCUCGAUGCCAAAGGAUCUCUGUUCAAAAGGAAUUACGUUUCUCCUAUUGAGAAGGAUACGAUUCGCGUCCCGGAGAACGGCGUCGUAGCGCUGAGAUUCGUCGCAGACAAUCCAGGCUUUUGGAUGCUGCGCGACGAGAAUUCUAACCGAUGGACGCGUGGAAUGGACGUGAUUUUCCACGUGGGAAAACGCGAAGACAUUCCGGAUACUCCGGCGAAUUUCCCAACGUGCGGCAGCUGGAUCGGACCCGACUUCUUCCUAAUAUAAUAAAA